This is a messenger RNA of Fulvia fulva, 693 nucleotides long. RefSeq lists its product as uncharacterized. Gene Ontology annotation, molecular function: oxidoreductase activity. The transcript is spliced from 2 exons. NCBI's taxonomy places the organism in Eukaryota, Fungi, Ascomycota, Dothideomycetes, Mycosphaerellales, Mycosphaerellaceae. The record is from RefSeq and is a predicted model, not a curated record. Bases 1 to 693 code for a protein of 230 amino acids.
AUGACCAACUUCCACAUCGACAUCGUGUCAGACACCGUCUGCCCUUGGUGCUAUGUAGGCAAGAACAGACUCGACUUAGCAAUCAAGCAACACAAACAAGCGAACCCAAACGAUACCUUUACCACGAGCUGGCACCCGUUCUACCUCGCUCCCGAUGCGCCCAAGGAUGUCGAUAAACAAGCGUACUAUGAGAACAAGUUCGGGGCUCAGCGAACAAAGGUCAUGCAAGGACACCUCGCACGCCUGGGGAAGCAAGUAGGCAUCAACUUUGCCUUUGGCGGCAGGACCGGAAAAACGCGCGACAGCCAUCGCUUGAUCCACCUGGGCAAGACCAAAGGCGAAGCAGUCGAGACGAAAGUCGUCGAGAGCCUGUUCAAUGCGUACUUCGAGUCGGAAGAGAACAUCACCGACCGAGAGGUGUUGAUCGCGCGCGGUGUCAAAGCCGGUCUGCCAGAACAAGAAGUUCGAGAUUGGAUCGAGCAGGGAAAAGGCGGCGAAGAGAUCGACAAAGAGGUGGCUGCAGCGAAGCACCAGUCCAUCAGCGGUGUGCCCAACUUUACCGUGAAUGGCAAGUACGAAAUUCAAGGUGCUGAGGAGCCGGCUGCCUUCUUGCAGAUCUUCUCACAGAUCAAGGAUACCUGCGGAGACAACAACAAUGCCCACAUCCAAGCUGGCGGAGGAGACACAUGCUAG